This is a messenger RNA of Seriola dumerili (greater amberjack), 1689 nucleotides long. RefSeq names its product charged multivesicular body protein 4b. Gene Ontology annotation, cellular component: cytoplasmic side of plasma membrane; ESCRT III complex; multivesicular body. NCBI's taxonomy places the organism in Eukaryota, Metazoa, Chordata, Actinopteri, Carangiformes, Carangidae. Bases 168 to 836 code for a protein of 222 amino acids. The record is from RefSeq and is a predicted model, not a curated record. Gene Ontology annotation, biological process: vesicle budding from membrane; late endosome to vacuole transport via multivesicular body sorting pathway. The transcript has 5 exons.
ACAACAACAGCAGCAGCAGCAGCAGUGGCGGCGGCGGCUGCUCUUCGGCUCGGCGACGAUAGUUAACGAAAAGGAGAACAGAGCGAUUAAACGAUCAUCUGUUCGGUAUCACGAGGUGCCGGCGGUUUGUGUUCGGUUAAUUCAGCCGUUAUCGUUCACUAACUAAAAUGUCGCUAUUCGGUAAGUUAUUCGGCGGCGGGGGUAAGGGUGGGAAGGCGCCGACACCCCAGGAGGCUAUCCAGCGACUCAGAGAGACCGAGGAGAUGUUGGCCAAAAAACAGGAGUUCCUCGAGAAGAAGAUCGACCAGGAGCUGCUGACGGCCAAGAAGAACGGCACGAAAAACAAACGAGCGGCUCUUCAGGCCCUGAAGAGGAAGAAGCGUUAUGAGAAGCAGCUGGCGCAGAUCGACGGGACGUUGUCGACCAUCGAGUUCCAGAGGGAGGCGCUGGAGAACGCCAACACCAACACAGAAGUGCUGAAGAACAUGGGCUACGCCGCCAAGGCCAUGAAGGCGGCGCACGAGAACAUGGACAUUGACAAAGUCGACGAUUUGAUGGCGGACAUCACAGAACAGCAGGAAGUGGCUCAGGAAAUCUCAGAUGUCAUCUCCAGACCUGUGGGCUUUGGAGAAGAAUACGAUGAGGAUGAGCUGAUGGCAGAGCUGGAGGAGCUGGAGCAGGAGGAACUUGACAAGAAUCUCCUGGAGAUUGAAGGAACAGAAGACGUCCCUCUGCCCAGCGUCCCGUCGACAUCACUACCCUCCAGACCAGCCAAGAAGAAGGAGGAGGAGGACGAAGACGACAUGGCAGACCUCGAGGCCUGGGCAGCUAACUAAGCUAGCUCGCCCUGCUAGCUAGCUGGAGCCCCCCUCCUGUCUGUCUCUCUGCUCCCAGACCGGUCGCAGACAUCUGGAGGAGAGACAGAGACUCUGGGCUGCUGAGCUGGCUGCCUCAUGUCCCAACACCCACCUGUCCCCGCCCUAAAGUAUGCACCUGUGCCCACGUCUGCUGACUCUAAACCACACGACCAGGCUUCUCUCUUCUCAUUCACGGUACAGUGAGAAUCUCUUCACUCCGGCUGCACACUCCUCUGUUUCUGAAGGCCGUCGAGAGCAGAGAGCAAACGCCACGCCCUCAUCUACCUGUGGUUCGGUUCAUCAAAGCACGAGUGCAUGAACAGGAGCGUGCACGUGCAUACUUUAAAGGGAUGGUUGUGGUUAUUAGACGUGGGGUGGUGUGAGGUGUCGGUGUGUUACCUGCAGCAGAUUCAGAUCAGCUGCCAGUCAGGAGAGAAACACCUGCUUCAGAAAACAUCCACACAAACAAUCCAACAUCUGUUUAAAUGUAGAUGAAUGAAGUUCAGCUCUUUCUGAUUCACUCAGCUGACCUGCAGCUGCGGCGUGAUACGGUGCACGCUGUAGGUGCGCUUGUGCGAAGUACGGAAGAGGAUUAGGGCCAAAAUUUCUCUCAGACUUUGAGUUUAAUCUAAAAAACAUCAAAAUUUUGAGUUUAUUCUCAGAAAAAAGUUUUCUGCACACGUCCCUAAUCGUCCUCCGUAGCGCAGGAUCACGGUAGUUCAGCGGGUGAGAAAAAUGUAGCACCAAAGGGAAGUGUUGUUUUCACAGGAAGAUAAAGAUGAAAAUCUUCUACAUUUAAACAGAUGUUGGAUUGUUUCAGUGGCCGUCUUUU